Messenger RNA from Pseudocercospora fijiensis CIRAD86, 483 nucleotides. Its product is annotated as carbohydrate esterase family 5 protein. The annotation marks the transcript as partial. Lineage: Eukaryota; Fungi; Ascomycota; Dothideomycetes; Mycosphaerellales; Mycosphaerellaceae. The transcript is spliced from 3 exons. Gene Ontology annotation, biological process: carbohydrate catabolic process. The record is from RefSeq and is a predicted model, not a curated record. Gene Ontology annotation, cellular component: extracellular region. Gene Ontology annotation, molecular function: cutinase activity.
ACUCAAGAAUCAGGCACGAUGGGCACGGUCAUUGGUCCUCCUCUCGCAACUGCCCUCGCCAACGCUGCUGGCGCCGACAAGGUUUACUCUGAGGGCGUCGAAUACGCUGCCAGCUCUUCUGGAAACACCAACAUGGGCGCCGACGGUGGAGCAGCAAUGGCCAAACACGCCCAAGCAAUUCUUUCAUCAUGCCCAGACACCAAGCUCGUGCUAUCAGGCUACUCACAAGGCGCUAUGGUCGUCCACAACGCGCUCUCCUCGCAGGGUCUGGACGGAAGCAAAGUUGCCGCAGUUGUUGCUUUCGGCGAUCCAUUCAAUGGCCAGGACUUCGAAGGUGUGGAUGCGAGCAAGUGUAAGGAGUUUUGUGGAAGCAGUGACUUCUUAUGCUCUAGCGGCGGUACGACAGGUUCCGGCGGCCAUGUCAGCUACGGCGGGGAUGCUGAAGCUGCUGCGAGCUUCAUUGUCCAGGCUGUGGGCGCCUAG